AAGAGCAUAAACAGCGGCUCCGCACUUCGCUGGCCCGCCGUCUCGACGCCUCUCUGCUCCCGCUUCAGCCAGAAGCGCUCACCGCUGCUCAGUCAGGUCCAAACCCGUCCGUUACAACCCUACGCGUCCAGGCAGGAUGGCAGCGCACCACCCAGAGUUUGAUCGGGCCGGACAGAAGCCGGGCCUCCAGGUGUGGAGGGUGGAGAAGUUCGACCUGGUGCCAGUCCCAGAGAACCUGUACGGGGGGUUUUACACCGGAGACGCCUACCUCAUCCUCAACACCAUUAAACAGCGCUCCGGGAACCUGCAGUACGACCUCCACUUCUGGCUGGGUGAUUUCUGCACUCAGGAUGAGAGCGGCUCGGCGGCCAUCUUUACUGUCCAAAUGGACGACUUCCUCGGGGGGAAACCCAUCCAGUACCGCGAGGUCCAGGGACACGAGUCCAAAACCUUUCUGGGCUACUUCAAGUCUGGAAUCAAAUACAUGAAAGGGGGCGUGGCGUCUGGGUUCAAGCAUGUCGUCACCAACGAGGUGUCUGUGCAGCGGGUGCUCCAGGUCAAAGGUCGCCGUACUGUCCGGGCAACAGAGGUGCCGGUGAGCUGGGAUAGCUUCAACCAGGGAGACUGCUUCAUCCUGGACCUGGGAGAUGAGAUUUUCCAGUGGUGUGGCUCCCAGAGCAACCGCUUUGAGAAGCUGAAGGCUACACAGGUCGCCAAGGGUAUCCGUGACAACGAGCGCAGUGGGAGAGCCAGAGUGUAUGUCUGUGACGAGGGGAUGGAGAGAGAGAAGAUGUUAGAGGUUUUAGGCCCCAAACCAGAUCUGCCUGUCGGAGCCUCGGACGACAUCAAAGCUGAUGCCUCAAACAGGAAGAGGGCCAAACUCUACAAGGUGUCCAAUGCCAGCGGGGGCAUGACCAUCACACUGGUGGCAGCAGAGAACCCCUUCGCCCAGAGCGCCCUGGAGUCCGGUGACUGCUUCAUUCUGGACCACGGCGCCGACGGCAAGAUCUUCGUCUGGAAAGGCAAAGACGCCAACAUGGACGAGCGAAAGGCGUCCAUGAAUGCAGCGGAGGAGUUCAUCAAGAAGAUGGGUUACCCCAAACACACGCAGGUGCAGAUCCUGCCAGAGAUGGGCGAGACGCCGCUCUUCAAGCAAUUCUUCAAAAACUGGCGGGACAAAGAUCAGACAGAGGGCCUGGGCAUCGCCUACAUUGCCAACAGCAUCGCCAAGAUCGAGAAGGUGCCGUUCGACGCCGCCACCCUGCACGACUCCGCCGCCAUGGCCGCCCAGCACGGCAUGGUGGAUGACGGCAGCGGAGAGAAACAGAUCUGGCGUAUUGAGGGAGCGGACAAGAUGCCGGUGGAUCCGCCCACAUAUGGACAGUUCUACGGAGGAGACAGCUACAUCAUCCUGUACAACUACCAUCACGGAGGACGCCAGGGACACAUCAUCUACAUGUGGCAGGGAAUGGACUCCAGUCAGGAUGAGAUCGGGGCCUCAGCGAUCCUCGGCGCUCAGCUGGAUGAGGAGCUCGGCGGCGGUCCUGUCCAGGUUGUUGGUGCUCCUAUAACCACUCAGGUGAGGGUGGUGCAAGGGAAGGAGCCGGCCCAUCUGAUGAGCCUGUUUGGAGGACAGCCCAUGGUGGUGUACAAGGGGGGAACUUCCAGAGAAGGAGGUCAGUCCGCUCCUGCAGAGACACGACUCUUCCAGGUGCGGUCCAACUCUGCGGGACACACGAGAGCCGUGGAGCUUGAUGCAGUGGCAUCCAACCUGAACUCCAAUGACGCUUUCAUUCUGGUGACCCCUGGAGACUCCUUCAUGUGGGUGGGAGUGGGUGCCAGCGACACAGAGAAGCAGGGAGCUCAGCAGUUAUGUGACAUCUUGGGAGUGUCGGCCUCCGAGCUGUCUGAGGGAGGAGAGACUGAUCAGUUCUGGGAGAUCCUAGGAGGAAAGACAGAAUAUCGCACUUCUACCAGACUCAAGGACAAGAUGGACGCUCAUCCACCCAGACUCUUCGCCUGCUCCAAUAAGACUGGAAACUUCAUCAUUGAGGAGGUACCCGGGGAGAUUACCCAAGACGACCUUGCCACUGAUGAUGUCAUGAUCCUCGACACCUGGGAGCAGGUGUUUGUGUGGAUCGGAAACGAGGCCCAGGAGGAAGAGAAGACUGAAGCCAUGGCAUCUGCGGUCCGUUACAUCGAGACAGAUCCAGCCAACAGAGACCGCAGGACGCCCAUUGUCAAGAUGAAGCAGGGCUUCGAGCCGCCCACCUUCACCGGGUGGUUCCUGGGCUGGGACCACGACUACUGGACCAGCGACCCUCUGGAGCGUGCUAUGGCUGAGUUGGCCCUGUGAGCUUUCCUCCCUGUCAGCCCUGACCUUUCACCCUGCUGCUCCACCGCAAGCACCGAGCUCCAACCAUAAAGACUUUUUUAAGCUUCGCCCUGAAAAUGAGUAAUUUCUCUUUUUUUUUUUUACAUUUUGUUGUGCUUUUAAAAGGGACAGACGUCUAUAAAGCAGUAUUUUAAUUCAACCAACCAAUAACAGUAGAGCUUUAACAGAUACACAGGCUUCCUGUAGGGUUUUGCACUAAAUAGUCUAGUUCUAUGACUGUUAUUGAAGGCAAUCUUUCUCAUUUAUUUCAUAUUUUGACAAUAAAGCCUUUUCACUAGUGAAAUGUAAUAACAGCAAACAUAUAGCAAGUUUAAAGCCUUGGUGUCAGCAUUGGAAAAGUCACUGCCAAGCAAACACUGCUUAUUAAAAGCAAUACAACCAAUGCCUUAAUAUUCUUUCCUCUAGUUUACAGUUAACCUGUUCAACUUUGAACCUUUUUAAAAAGGUACUGUUCUAGUAUAAGAAUGCCUUUAUAGACAAGUUGUUUGUACCUUCAGUUUAGAUGUCACUUAUAUUUAUUAUUUUUUUUAAAUGCCAGAUUUAUGCCCAGGAAGCUUGUGUGAUGCUACAGUGGGAAACCAAUGCUUUGCUGCUUUACCAACCAGUUAGGUCUUCUGUGACACUUUGAGGUUUCCCUAAGGCUUGUUAUCAUUUCAAUAAAACCUAAUUAAACAUG
Molecule: messenger RNA, 3071 nt
Organism: Seriola dumerili (greater amberjack)
Lineage: Eukaryota; Metazoa; Chordata; Actinopteri; Carangiformes; Carangidae
Gene: gsna
Product: gelsolin-like
Exons: 17
Coding region: 137-2356 (739 amino acids)
Biological process (GO): actin polymerization or depolymerization; barbed-end actin filament capping; actin filament severing
Cellular component (GO): actin cytoskeleton; cytoplasm
Molecular function (GO): phosphatidylinositol-4,5-bisphosphate binding; actin filament binding
Source: RefSeq, a predicted model, not a curated record